Molecule: messenger RNA, 468 nt
Organism: Funneliformis caledonium
Lineage: Eukaryota; Fungi; Glomeromycota; Glomeromycetes; Glomerales; Glomeraceae
Source: the annotation of a GenBank genome assembly
AUGUCUAGCAAUAACUUUGAAGGAGAAAUGCUACAAUCAGAAGAUCCUAAAGAAACUCUAAACCCCAAAGCAAAUGGCUCAAAAAGACCAAGGCAAAGGACACAAAAGCCAUUAAAACGGCAAAGACUAACUUCACAUAUAGAUUUAAAUAAAAUAACUGACUAUUGGAUAUGGGGAUAUUUUGAUCAGUAUAAGCCAGUUAGACAAUAUAAAAGAGUAGUAAGAUGUUUAGUUCAAGUUCAAAGAAAGAAUGGUGCAGAACUAUGUGACCAUUUUUUGGGUUCUGAUAAUUCCACUGGCAAUUUUAUUGUUUAUCUUGCUAUACAUCGAAUUACUAAAGAAAGUCAUGAGAGAAAAAUGAACGAAAUACGAAAUAAUAAUCAGGUGUCACAACCCUGUAUAGAUGAAAUGAUACGAAAUAAUCCAAAUAUUAAAGUAAUCGAGACCGAAAAUUUGUUGGAAUCUUGA